AUGCGACACCACCUAUUAGGAGAAGAACAAGAAGAGGAAGAAGAAGAGGACAAAUCAAAUUCAUCCCCCUCUUUAUUAUCCAAUACAUUCAAUGAUAGUAGCAGUAGUAGUAGGAGUAGUAGUAGACGAAUAGAUAGUAUUAGUCAACAUGUGGAAGAAGAUGAGGAGGAGGAAGAGGAUGAAGAUAAAGAUGAGGAAAGAAUUCAUUUAGUUUCUCCUUAUUCAUCCAUUUCCUCUUCUUCCAGUCUUCAGAAUAAUAAUAAUAAUAAUAAUAUAAUAGAACAAAUAUAUACUUCAAUAGGAGGAGGUAGUAUUUUAACAAAUAUGAUUGAAAACGACGAAAAGAACCAUUCUCCAUCCUCUUCAUUAUCAUCACCCGAUGAUCACCAAUUUCACAAAGAUGAUCCAGCUGAUACCGCCAGCGAUAUUGCCAUUGAUUUAAAAAAAUCAAAUCAACUUGAUUCCUCUCAACAACAACAAAAGCAACACACCAAAUUCUUUGAACCUCCUUUUCCACCUAUUCGCGAUCCAAAUCAUUUCCGUUAUGUAUCUUUGAUUUGGGGUUCACUAGUCAUCUUAAUCUCUGGUACACUUUAUGGUUUCAGUGUUGUAUCCAAUGAAGUUAAACAUAAAUUAGGUUAUUCUCAAACUGAAAUUAAUCAAGCCAUUUCACUUGGUGAUGUUGGAAUAUAUGUAGGAGUAACAGUUGGAUAUUUAUAUGAUAGAACAGGACCAUUUUAUACAUGUUUGAUAGCAACUGGAUUCUAUUUAUUGGGAUAUUUUGGGUGUUAUGGAGUUGUACAAGGUGCAUUACCAUCACAUCCACUGUUACUUUCAUUCUUUUUAUUUAUAGUUGGUCAAGGUUCACAUGCAUCAUUUACAGCUGCCGUAGUAUCAAAUGUUUAUAACUUUCCAUUACGUCAUCAUGGAAAGAUUAGUGGUCUCUUGGUAGGAUUCUUUGCUAUAUCCUCUGGUAUAUUUAGUGGUAUCUACAAAGGAACAUUUAAAAAACAUCAAGAUGUAGAUGGUUACUUUAUGUUUUUAGCAUUGUUACUUGCCAGUGUAUCGCUUGUUGGUGCAUUCCUCGUUAGAAAAAUUGGAACCAAACAAAUUGAACAAUCCAUUCAAGAAACUUCACCUACUUCAAGUUAUGAAUUACUUAGACGUAGUAAAUUAAUUCAAAGUAGUUCUCAAUCCAACUUGGGCUUGGGUACUACUACUACUACUACUACCACCACUGCAACUGAAAUGGAUCAACAACCAUCAUCAUUGGAAGAAGAUGGAAUUAAAUUAGGACCAAAUUAUUUAGAUGGUAAAAGAGAUAUUAGUGGAUUAGAGUUAUUCAAAACACUAGAGUUUUGGUUAUUCGUGACGAUUUACUUUUUUGGUGCUGGUACAAGUUUAAUGUUACUUAAUAAUAUUGGGUCGAUUGCGCUGUCUCUUGGCUACAAGGAAUCGAUUCAAAGUGAUCUAGUCAUUGUAUUUGCUUGUUCAAAUCUAGUUGGUAGAUUAUCUUUUGGUUUAUUAUCGGAUCUAUUGUCAAAAAGAGUUUCAAGAUUUUGGUUCCUAGUACUAUCAAGUUUAAUCUUGACAAUUACACAUUUUGUAUUUGCAUUUGCAAAACAAGUAUUUGUAGUAGUCACCAUUUUAACGGGUGUUGGGUAUGGUGGAUUAGUGUCAAUGAUGGUGUCAUUGGCAACGAUUAGAUUCGGGUCAAGAAGAUUUGGAUUGAAUUUUGGGUUAAUGGCAUUGGCAUCGGCAGCUGGUAGUUUGGCAUUUGGAUACAUAUCUGGUGCCCUUUAUGAUUCAAUGGCCGAUAGUCAACACCAAUGUUACGGUAUCAAAUGUUUUAGAUCAAGUUUCUUAAUCUCUGUUGCAUUUAAUGGUGCUUCUAUUUUUGUUGGUCUAUUCUUAAUUUAUAUUACUAAAAGAAAUCAAUCUCGUUAUAUUGCUAAAACGAUAAUAAAUUAA
Molecule: messenger RNA, 1971 nt
Organism: Cavenderia fasciculata
Lineage: Eukaryota; Evosea; Eumycetozoa; Acytosteliales; Cavenderiaceae
Exons: 2
Coding region: 1-1971 (656 amino acids)
Biological process (GO): transmembrane transport
Cellular component (GO): membrane
Molecular function (GO): transmembrane transporter activity
Source: RefSeq, a predicted model, not a curated record